Messenger RNA from Vicia villosa (hairy vetch), 1170 nucleotides. RefSeq lists its product as uncharacterized. Lineage: Eukaryota; Viridiplantae; Streptophyta; Magnoliopsida; Fabales; Fabaceae. The record is from RefSeq and is a predicted model, not a curated record. The coding region runs from base 1 to 1170 and encodes 389 amino acids. The transcript is spliced from 11 exons.
AUGUCAAGGCCUGUUGAGAGAAUAGCAGAGAUCAACGAUGGAAAAGAGCUUUGGAAGAUUGUUGUUAGGAUUCACCACAGAUGGAAUGUUGUGUCCAACAACAAGGAACAUUUUGAAAUGAUCUUUGUUGACAAAUUGGGAGAUGAUAUUCAUGCUGUUGUUCCAGCACCACAUGUGUCGGUGUUCAUCGAAAAAUGCCUAUUAGGGCAUACUUAUACUCCGUGUGAAAUUAAUAUAUUUAUUUCAGAUGUCGUUGGAAUGGUGGAUAGUAUUGGUUAUGCACAGACUGAGUCGGGCGCAAAGAAGCAGGAAAUUAGCAUGAUGUUGCGUGACCACAGUUCAUCAGGAAAGUAUCCUCUGUCUGUGACAAACACCUACAAUGUGACCCUUUUAUGUGUUGAUGCUGAUUUUCCUGUCAUGAAAGACUUUAUUGAUAGAAUGCCUGAGGAGAGCAGGGUAACCCUGUCUGAUCAACUCAGAGGGAAUUCCCAAUAUUCCUCCCAGAGUUCUGAAAAUCAACAGCUGACUCCUGUGCAAAAAUUGUUCUCAAAGGCUGUUGUUUUACCUAUUGCUGAGAUUAUCCAACUUACGGAUAUUACAUUUUGUGCUACUGUCGCUACAACAAAAUUAUUAGUCACGUCUCCAUUUGGAUGGUACUAUCGUGCCUGUCAUAUGUGUCAAUCUAUAGCGCGUGGGGACAGCCCCCCAUUCAAGUGUGAAGCUGGUCAUGAAACCAUGGCUGAAGUCCUUAGGUAUAAGAUUGAGAUUGAGGUUACUCAUUGGGGCAAAAGCUGCAAUUUUGUCUUCUGGAACAGAGAAUGUGAAAUGCUUUUGGGUUUAUCUGCAUCCCAACUUCGUAACACUAUGAUUCAGGCUGGAAUUACUGAUCCAUUGGACUUCCCGUUAGCACUUGAUCAGUUGUUGAAGUUGGAAAUGGCUAUGAAGAUUAAAGAGAGUGUUGAUGAGGCUAAAACAAAUGCCAAUGAAGACUGUGAAUUGGUUACAGACCUGGAAAUUACAUCUGAGCACAAGCCUGAUGCUGUCACACCUGCUGGUAAGAGGCAUUUUCCUGCUGCAUCAAGUGAAUCCACUGAUUUGGACGGAUUACAUGAUGGAGAACUGUCAUCAAACAAGCUGAAGAAGAUAAUUAAAAUGGAGAAGAUUGAUUAG